This is a messenger RNA of Neltuma alba, 1570 nucleotides long. RefSeq names its product flowering locus K homology domain. The record is from RefSeq and is a predicted model, not a curated record. Gene Ontology annotation, molecular function: RNA binding. The coding region runs from base 38 to 1159 and encodes 373 amino acids. The transcript is spliced from 9 exons. Lineage: Eukaryota; Viridiplantae; Streptophyta; Magnoliopsida; Fabales; Fabaceae.
CUCGUCUUUUCCUCCUCCGUAUCUCUCCGACGCUGCAAUGUCGCAGCAGGGCCAAAUCCCCUUAAACCCCAUGGUUCCUCAAAACCCAAUGGUUCCCAUGCCCAUGCAGGUUCCUAUGCCCAUGCCUAUGCAGAUGCAGAUGCCGUAUCAGAUGCAGAUGCAGAUGCAGAUGCCCCUUCACAUGCCGUUCCCGCUGCCCCUUUCCGCCCAGGAAACCGGCCAAUCCGCCUCCGGAAAGCGCCGCCGAGAAGACGAAGCUCCCGGCACUGAAUUGGCGGAGCAGUCGGCGGCGAAGAGGGCAAAGGGUCAGGAUGUGAUAUUUAGGAUCGUGGUGCCGUCGAGGCAGAUCGGGAAGGUCAUCGGCAAAGAAGGUUGUCGUAUCCAGAAAAUUCGAGAAGACACAAAAGCGACCAUUAAAAUUGCUGACGCUAUUGCUCGUCAUGAAGAACGAGUUAUCAUCAUUAGUUCAAAAGAUAAUGAUGAAAACAUUACUGAUGCUGAGAAUGCUCUUCAGCAAAUAGCCAAUUUGAUUCUAAAGGAAGACGAUAUAAGUCUCGAUGCAUCAAAAGUCACUGCAGGACAUGUGGCUGCCAAUACAAUAAGGCUUUUGAUUGCUGGGUCCCAAGCGGGUGGUUUGAUUGGGGUAUCAGGUCAAAACAUUGAGAAGUUGAGAAAUUCCUCUGGUGCCACAGUUACUGUUCUGGCGCCAAAUCAGUUGCCUUUAUGUGCAUCUGCUCAUGAAUCUGAUCGAGUAGUGCAGUUAUCAGGAGAUGUUUCUGCAGUGAUGAAAGCUUUGGAGGAGAUAGGUUGUCAACUAAGGGAAAACCCUCCUCGACAAGUGAUUUCAAUCAGCCCAACAUACAAUUAUGCUGCAAUACGACCACCUCAACCAUAUCUUGACCCAACUUCAGCUGAUUAUGUUACCUUUGAGAUGCUGAUUUCGGAGACAUUGGUCGGUGGGUUGAUUGGUAGAUGCGGCUCCAACAUUUCAAGGAUCAGAAAUGAAUCUGGAGCAACAAUCAAGGUUUAUGGAGGUAAAGGUGAACAGAAGCAUAGGCAAAUUCAAUUUGGUGGUAGUGCUCAGCAGGUGGCAUUGGCAAAACAGAGAGUUGAUGAGUAUAUAUACUCUCAGUUGAUACAACAAUCUGGCGCCCAAUAAGCAAUGGAGUUUCCGGAGAUGACAAACCUGUAAAAUCAGGAUCUCUGGUUCUCAUCUAUGCGAGCUGUGCCGUGAAUCCAGCUUUGCUGCUUCAGAAUUGGUGCCCCUAUGGGUGUAAGUAGGAUGUUUUCCUUCAUGGUCACCAUGUGAUUGUUGUGGAUAGAGUUUUAUUAGUUUUCAAACUUUUCUGGUUGUACCGUAUCAUGUUUUAAAUUAUAUUUGGAAGUUCUUUUGUUUUUGUUGUCUAUAAAAUAUGGAUACUUUUGUAAUAGGCAACAUUUCCUAGAUGUCUGGUAUGGUGAUUUUCAAGUGCUUUAUGCCGUCUCUAACUAUUAGUUUGACAGAAUUAGUAUCAUCAGAUAAUGUAUGAGAUGAUUGGAUUCUUGUUCAAUUUAAAGAAUUUUAGGUGAA